Auanema sp. JU1783 is the source of this 1188-nucleotide messenger RNA. Lineage: Eukaryota; Metazoa; Nematoda; Chromadorea; Rhabditida; Rhabditidae. The record is from the annotation of a GenBank genome assembly.
AUGACGUCUUUUCAAAUCAUAUUCUCUAAUUCGCAUCAAGUUUAUACUCCUGGAUCAACAGUUGAAGGAACAGUUAUGAUUUUCCAAGAGCAUGAGCUAAAGGCGAAAUGUGUCCGUAUCAUACUGGAAGGCAAAGCUUUUACUAAGUGGGAAAUUGCCGAGAAGACACCUGAUGCCCACAGCCGUGGUAUGAAGGUGCCGUACUCUGGCAGUGUUUCUUAUUUGAAUAAUCAAACAGUCGUCUGGGAACAUGAUGGAGUUGGUCACAGAGCUUUAACUAUCGGCCAACACAUAUUCGAUUUUCGUUUCGAAUUACCUAUUUUACCCCGUUUACCCCCAAGUUUUGAAGGAACAUUCGGAGCAAUUCGCUAUUCAAUCACAGCUCUAAUUGAACGACCAUGGAAAACAAAUAAAAGUUAUACAGAGUUCUUCACUCUUGCUCCAGCUUUCGAUUUAAACACUGUCCCAGAUGCCCGAGAUGUUGUUUUGAUCACACGCACCAAAAACACUGGUUUCGUGUUUUUUCGGCAUGGGAAAAUAAUUAUGCAAUGCAAGCUAGCCAAGACAGGAUAUGUGUCGGGUGAAUUGAUUGAGUUAGAUGUAAAUAUAGAAAAUAAGACCAAUCGGCCGAUCUUCAAAAUAGAAGCAAAAGUUAUAGAGAAGACAACCUAUGUAGCCUAUAGAUAUGGAGCUGAAAGCACGAGAUGGCAUGGGGAUCUGUAUGAUACAGAAACGCUGGGCUACAAUAAUAUCACAGUCGAUGACCGGAAAAUGUUUGUACAAGAAGAGGAUGUCGAAAUCGCUGCUCAAAGUACGAAAACUCAUAAAUUCUACAUGCAGAUUCCUUGCUUAGUGCCAUCAUUCAAUACUUGUCGCUUAAUUCACGUUAGUCAUUUGAUAGAGAUAAAAGUUACUUGUAAGGGCACGAUCAAUAACACAGCAAGAUGCCACUGUCCAAUUAUAAUUGGUACGAUUCCAUUAGUAGGUUGUGGACCAAUACAAUCAAUAUCCUUGUCGGACGAUGAAACGCCUGUUCCUCUAGUGCCUACAUUUGAAGAGUGUGUGUCUCCCGAAGUGACUAAUAGGCAGAAAUCAAUGGACUUCCAAACAAAUUUCCGCCCAAGGUUCCCGUUUUACGGAACUCUAAUUAGCCCUCCGGAAGACGAAGAGUACUUUAAUGAUACUUAG